Thrips palmi is the source of this 839-nucleotide messenger RNA. RefSeq names its product EEF1A lysine methyltransferase 1. Gene Ontology annotation, molecular function: nucleic acid binding; protein-lysine N-methyltransferase activity. Gene Ontology annotation, biological process: methylation. Lineage: Eukaryota; Metazoa; Arthropoda; Insecta; Thysanoptera; Thripidae. The transcript has 4 exons. The record is from RefSeq and is a predicted model, not a curated record. The coding region runs from base 48 to 710 and encodes 220 amino acids.
GGCGCUAAGCACUCACACACACAAACACACACAGACAGCACGCAGAAAUGGCUGAUUCUGAUACAGAUGAUGUGCCGACGCUGCCGGCUGAUACUCUCGCAAUCUUGCAACAAUUUCAACAGGAACAGAUCGAAAGGCUGAAGAAGCUUGAAAAUGCUGGACCGAAUCCGGACACCGAAGCGAAUGACAUAGAAAUUGACGAAGACUGGCAAUUAAGUCAGUUUUGGUAUGAUGACCACACUGCCAAUGCGUUAGCCAAAGAGGCUCUACGAUGUGUCGGAGAGGAAGGGAGAAUCGCCUUAAUUUCCUGCCCAACUCUUUACCGACCACUUGCACAGCUUAAAGGUCCUCGGUGCACAGUCAAUCUCCUUGAGUAUGACAGGCGAUUUGCUGUGUAUGGCGACAACUUCAUAUAUUAUGAUUACAACUCGCCUUUGGAACUACCUGUUAAUCUUAAAGGAUCCUUUGAUUUAGUUAUUGCUGAUCCCCCAUUUUUGUCAGAAGAAUGCCUGUCAAAAGUUUCCACCACCAUUAAACACCUAUCCAAGGACAAAAUCAUCCUAUGCACAGGUGUUGUCAUGCAACAGUUAGCUGAGAGCCUACUGAGUCUGAAGAAGUGUUGUUUUGUGCCACACCACAAAAAUAAUCUGGGGAAUGAAUUUGGAUGCUUCUCAAACUACGAUGUGGACAGUUUUCUCAAACCUCAAUAAUUUUACAUUAUUCCAGAAUUAAUCUUAUCAUUUAUUAAAAAUUUUGAAUUUAUGAACUUAUUAGUGUUUAAAACAAUUUAACAAUGUAAUCCUUAUUCACUUGGUGCAUUUAAAAAACAGAAGUGCUGA